Molecule: messenger RNA, 4667 nt
Organism: Scatophagus argus
Lineage: Eukaryota; Metazoa; Chordata; Actinopteri; Scatophagidae
Product: dipeptidyl aminopeptidase-like protein 6
Exons: 26
Coding region: 531-2960 (809 amino acids)
Biological process (GO): proteolysis
Molecular function (GO): dipeptidyl-peptidase activity; serine-type peptidase activity
Source: RefSeq, a predicted model, not a curated record
CUGAUUAUAGCUGAUCUGGCGUCAGUUGUUUUUUUGCAGAUUAAAGCCUGCCUGUAUUAUCACGUUACGCGCUGUCCAUCACCUUCCAGCAGCAUAUGGACACGCACCGACUGUCAACUGCUCGGUGAAGGAUGUGAAGGAAAGGGGAUUUUUCUGUUUUUCUUUCAUUAACAGAGAAGAGCAUCUUCCUACCAAAGCAAAGCGAUGAUCAAGAGUGUUUUCCCCGAACUUAUGUCCUUCCUCCCUUUAACCCCCCUCCCCUCCUUCAUGUAAUUUACCAUUUUGGAAGGAAGGAGAACUCGUCCAACAUAGGCUACGUUUUCAUUAGUUGGAAGCGAGCCCACGUUGUUUCCCCCCCUUUUUUUUCUAAUCAGUACGUUAGGUUGUAAGCCCACCCACUUAUGAACUGGCUCACUACCUAAAGGUCUGGUUUGGAACUGGCGGAAAGGGAGGAGAGCUGACAGAAGCUGUCCAAAAGUCUACAAAUUGAACGUUUCGGUAGCAGAUCGGAGUCGCGGAGGAAGGAAAAAAUGAAGGAAAAGAGUCUGAUUGAGACCGCGAAAAUGCAGGGCAACGUCAUGGAGCUGGUGGGCAGUAACCCUCCGCAGAGGAACUGGAAGGGAAUAGCGAUCGCCCUUCUUGUCAUUCUGGUCAUCUGCUCGCUGAUCGUCACCUCCGUCAUCCUGUUGACACCAGGUGAGGAUGACCGCCUGGCUCUCAAAGGCAAAGUGACUGUUGGAGACCUCUUUCGAAAAAACUUCAAGGUUCAUGACCCCAACGCCAAAUGGAUAAGCAGUAAUGAGCUAUUGUAUCGUAACCGCGAUGGCGAUGUCGUCAAGUUCAAUGUCGACACCGAUGAGAAAACCAUCUUGGUGCAUAACAAGAAGUUUGAAAUGUACAAAGCCAGCAAGUAUGAGGUGUCUCCUGACAUGAAGCAUGUGUUGCUGGCCUACAACGUUGCACUGGUGUACCAACAUUCUUAUACUGCGUUCUACAUCAUCUGCAGUCUGGAGACCCCGGAGACAUGGAACUUGAACCCUCCAGAGGUGCGAAAUGCUCAGCUACAGUAUGCAGGCUGGGGACCCCAGGGUCAGCAAUUGAUCUUCAUUUUUGAGAACAACAUCUACUAUCGCUCUACAGUGGAGAGUCGCUCUAUUCGUUUGGUGUCUACUGGCAAGGAGGGGGUCAUCUUCAAUGGGCUUAGUGAUUGGCUGUAUGAAGAGGAGAUUUUCCAGUCCCACAUUGCCCAUUGGUGGUCUCCAGAUGGUGCCAGAUUAGCAUACGCCACCAUCAAUGACACCCUGGUGCCCAGGAUGGAGCUGCCCAUGUUCACGGGCACACCCUACCCAGUAGGGAAAGAGUACCACUACCCUAAGGCUGGUGAGGAGAACCCAGUUAUCACCCUGUAUGUUGUGAACCUUAAUGGCCCUCUUCAUACCAAAGAAAUGAGGAGACCUGAUGAUCCCAGGAUAGGUGAGUACUACGUGACCAUGGUGAAAUGGGCCACCACCACCAAACUGGCCAUCAAUUGGCUGAACAGAGCCCAGAACAUCUCGAUACUCACACUGUGUGAGGCCACGACAGGAGUCUGCACAAAGAAACAUGAGGAUGAAAGUGAGGGCUGGCUGCACAGACAGAAUGAGAAGCCUCUGUUUUCCAAAGAUGGGCUGAAGUUGUUUUUCACUCGCGCCAUUCCUCAAGGAGGCAGGGGCAAGUUCUUCCACAUCUCCAUGUCCAUCUCCCAGCCCAACACCAGCACAGACACACUGCAGUCCAUCACGUCUGGCGACUGGGAUGUCACCCAAGUUCUGGCUUAUAAUGAGGACAGCCAACUGAUAUACUUCUUGAGCACUGAGGAUGGUCCAAAACGAAGACAUUUGUACAGUGCAGACACCUUUGGGUCGUUCAACCGUCGCUGUCUGUCUUGUGCCUUGUCCGACAGCUGUGGCUACGUCAGCGGCUCCUUCAGCCACAACAUGAGCUAUUUCCUGCUCAACUGCCAAGGCCCGGACAUCCCAUUUGUAGCCAUCUAUAAGACCCAGAGAGACGGAGAAAGUGAGACGCAGGACAGAGAGAGCAUUGCAGAAGUACAUAAACUGGAGAGCAACGAGAACCUGAGGCUGAUCCUGGACUCCAUGCAGAUGCCCACGGUGGAGUACAAGGACAUCAAUAUGGAUGACUACACUUUGUCGAUGCAGAUCCUCAAACCCGCCGGCUUUGUGGACACUUCACACUAUCCUCUGCUCCUGCUUGUCGACGGGACACCUGGUGGCCAGAUGGUGGCGGAGCAGUUUCAUAUGGACUGGGACACGGUGCUGGUGAGCAGCUUCGGCGCCAUCGUGGUGCGGUGCGAUGGACGAGGCAGUGGCUUCCAGGGCACCACCCUGCUGCACCGGAUCCAGAAGAAGCUGGGCCUGUUCGAGGAACAGGACCAGAAGGAUGCACUCAAUUUUAUUUUGAAAGAGCCCUACAUUGACAAAACCAGAGUUGGAGCUUUUGGAAAGGAGUAUGGAGGCUAUGUGACCAGCCUGUUGGUCAGCAGUGAAGAAUCUCCUGUAAAAUGUGGUGCUGUUCUCUCACCCAUCACCGACUUUGAGUUAUAUGCCUCUGCAUUUUCAGAGAGAUAUCUUGGUCUGCCUAAACCUGACCCAAGGGCAUACACAACGGCAAACUUGGGACACAGAGCAUCUCAGUUCACGGAUAAGAAGUUUCUUAUUAUCCAUCCAACAGCUGAUGAAAAAGUCCAUUUCCAACAUACAGCGAAAUUCAUCACCCAGCUCAUUCAUGAAAAGGCCAACUACACCUUACAGAUCUAUCCAGAUGAAGGCCACUUCCUUCACAAUGAAGCAACAAGGCAACAUCUCAGCCAGUCCCUAGUGAACUUCUUCGAGGAAUGCUUCAGGCUACCAGAAAUAUUGUUUGAGGGGGCACUGGAGGAGGAGGGUGAAGACGAGGGUUAGCCUGAGCUCCUGAGGCUCAUGUGCCCCAACUCUUUCCCACCCAUACGUUUUGCCUACCUUAACCACCAUCCUGUCUCUGUGCCCAAACACAAUGCUGGCAUCCAGUUGUUCACAAUAUGCAACUCUCACCAGUUCUUUCUCAAUUUGGUUUGGUUUGCAUUUGGACUCCUGGUGUCCACAUGCAGAACCUGAGACUGCCUUUCCAGCAGACAACAGACCUACUCAUGUAUCCAUCCUCCCACCCUCUGAUCCUGAGUUCGAACCAAGAAGGCCCUCCAGAGCAGCCAACAAAGACUGAUGAUCCGAUGUGGAAAUAUGGCAAUUGAUUGAACAGGAAGCAGUCUAAUUCACAGCAGGAUGGACGAGCUCCUCAAAAGCAACCGAGAGCACUCACACAGACUUUCAAUUUGUGAGAGGAAGGAACACCUUAUAGCACAUAACUGGCGGGCUUGUAUAUUAAUGAAAAUCAGACGCCUGAUGAAAAAAAAAAAAACACUGUUUAUAACAGGUGUCUGGAAUUGUGCGGAAAUACAGGAAUUGUUACUAUUUUUAAAGUUGUGACGAACUUUCAUGUUGGACUGUGGUUGUGUCUAUUGUUCUUACGGUAUGUAAAAUAGCACACAAACAUUCACUCGGCUGUUACAGCGAUUUUUCUUUUGUGUUAUGUUUGCCCUGUUGUUGGUUUCAUCUCGUAGCUUCAUUUUAUGUUUUUCAGUGAUGCUGACAGGAUUCACUUGAACUAGCAAGGUGUUUGGAAGGAAAAGAAUACCAUGGAUUUCUUAAUAUUUAUUUAAGACAGUUGUAUUGCAACAUUUUUUUUUUUCCCAAAGAACAGAAGCAUCAAUUUUUGGUCACUGUGCCUUACUUUGUCAGAAAACAUCCUGCUAUGGGAUUGCAUUUACAAACUAGAACAAGGCUAAUUUUGUAAGAAUAGUUUGACAUUUUGGGAAAUAGGCUUUUCGCUGUCUUCUCAAGAGUUAGAUUAGGGAAGAUGGAUUGCACUUAAUCUGCUUUUUAAUAUGAAGAUACAGUAAUGGUUAGCUAAGCCUAGCUUUUAACAAAGACUGGAAGCAGGGGGAAAUAGUUAGUCUAUCCCAACUAAUCCCUCUUACAUGGCGUUUUUUUAACCUGUACUAAAAUAUAGAAACUACAGGUUGUGGUAGUACGGAGGGUAAUAAUCUGGACUAGGCUAGCUGUAGUCUUUAUGCUAAGACAACCAUCUCCUGAACUUAUCUUAAUCUUAUCUUUAUCUAACUCUUGACAACAAAGUGACUAAGAUAUUUCCCAAAAAUGGCAGCUAUCGUUUUAAAUUGACAGCUUGAAAUAGAUAAUUGUAACAAUUUAUUUUAAUAAGAACUACUCUCAACAGCUAAUUCUCGAUUGAGAAAUUGAAGAGAUUUUGAAGUUUCACAGCAAAUUAACCAUUCUCUGCAAGUAUGCCCAAUUACAUCAUUACGCCAAGCUUAAAUGUACAGAAUCUGCAUGCAUCAUCACUUGCAUUUAAGAAUGGUAGCAAAAAAAAACAAACAAAAAAAUAUAUAACGGUACAAAAACUGCAGUGUUUGUUUGUGACAGUGCCGUGUCACUUUACUCUUGGCUUAAAUCAUUGAACACGUUUUACAGAGCUGAAGGCAAGGAUCUGUUAGGAUUAGUGUUACAUCCCAAGAAAUUAUGCAUUUGUAUAUAAAAGUGAAAAAUUGUGUUAUC